CUGAGUAACGUCAGACAAAUAGAAGUGCACUUCUCAUCUCUUGCUUAUUGUUUCCAACAUGGAUUCACAAAUGGAACGCCCACACGGUCAUCGCUACGAUCAAGAACCGCACAAUGCUGGAUUGCAUGCUGCAGAAGGUGAAAAUGAGCAUCACCAAGAGAAGUCGGUGUUGAAGAAGGUGAAGGCAAAGGCCAGGAAAAUAAAGCACACUCUCAAAUUGCAUGGCCAUGGCCACAACUAUGACCAGAACUUACACCGUGAAGGUCACAUACCUGAUGAUCAUGACCUGGACAAGGAAGAUGAUAAGAAUGAAGAAUUUGAUGACCCUGAAGUUCGCAAUGGAGGAGGAGGAUCAACUUUCGAGUCUGCUCCUAUUAGGGGCUCUAUGCCUGGGCAAGAGGAUUUUUCGAAAACCCAAGCCAAAGAAACUGAUUCAAUGAAGAGCUUUGUCCCUGUGAAACAGGAAUAUACAGGACAACUUAAAGUUGCUGCUGAAACGAGUAAUAUUAAGGAAGUGCCUCAUACUCCACUAAACAAGCCUAAAUCCAUUUCUCCUGGGAUUGUGGAACAAACAAAAGGUACUGAUCCAAUUGGAACUUUCGCUCGGGAACAAGAGGCGAUUCGAGGACAAACAGAAGUCAAUUUGGAAAGACCAACAGGCUUGGAAGAGGAUCCUCAUGCACGAAAAGAUAGACCUGGAGAUCACAAUCCUUCCAAUUAUCAGACAAAGUCUCCGAUCCAACUGGUGCAGGUAAUCAUAUGUGGUGAAGAAGUAGGAGUUACUCCAAUCCUUCGUUCAAGCCAUGACCAAUUCUCUCCAGAGCCAACUCCUCCGAUACCCAUAAUCCAAGAAAACCCUAGAUUAGUUUCCAAGAUUGCUUCCGGGAAAUCCCAAGAUCUCCCUAGUUAUGAUACGGGUGAGAAAGCAUCAAAACAGAGCAGCUACGUAGAGAAAAUAUCCUCCGCCACCUCUGCAGUCGCCGGUAAAGCAAUCUCUGCAACAAAUGUUGUAGCUUCCAAGCUUGGAUAUGAAGAGAAAGACGAUGCAAAGGAACGUGAAAUGCAUCAAAGACAAGACAAGGCCAAGGCUGCAUCACCCAUGGAAUAUGGGAAGAGAAUUGUGACAAAUGUGGCAGAGAGACUCUCUCCUGCUUAUGAGAAAGUUGCCGAGACAGGCAGCACCGUGAUGUCAAAAAUGCAUGGAACUCGCGCUGGCACUGGCUUUGAAGUAGAACGCAAGGCCAACAAGCAAGAUAGAGGGGUGUCGGUUAAGGAUUAUGUGGCAGAGAAGUUGAAGCCUGGCGAGGAAGAUGGGGCCUUAUCUGAACUUAUUUCAGAGGCUUUACAUAAGAAAAAGCCAGAAGCAGAGAAGGCAGAUAAACCAAUGGGCAAAGUGACAGAGUCUGACGAGGUGAAGAGGCGAUUGGGAAGUAUGGAAGAGAAUUCUGGAGAACAUGUGGAUCCAAGUUCUGUGCACGUUCCUGGGAGUGCUAUGGUGGAUAAGGUUAAAGGGAGAAAAAACAGAGAAGAGACUUCAAGAACCAGGAAAUUGAAACAGAAAGAGUGUUGUUUAUAUAGUUGUUUGUUUGAAGUGUGCGUGAUUUGUGAAUAGAAGGUCGAAUGGACAAAAUUCUGCUUAUGAAUUCUCGAAGCAUCUCUUCUCCUGUGCGCAUGUUAUGUAUAUAUUGUUGU
Hevea brasiliensis (rubber tree) is the source of this 1692-nucleotide messenger RNA. RefSeq names its product low-temperature-induced 65 kDa protein. Gene Ontology annotation, biological process: response to abscisic acid; response to stress. Lineage: Eukaryota; Viridiplantae; Streptophyta; Magnoliopsida; Malpighiales; Euphorbiaceae. The record is from RefSeq and is a predicted model, not a curated record.